Messenger RNA from Gopherus flavomarginatus (Mexican gopher tortoise), 8241 nucleotides. RefSeq names its product DnaJ heat shock protein family (Hsp40) member B14 (gene DNAJB14). Gene Ontology annotation, molecular function: Hsp70 protein binding. The coding region runs from base 203 to 1345 and encodes 380 amino acids. Gene Ontology annotation, cellular component: endoplasmic reticulum membrane. Gene Ontology annotation, biological process: cellular response to misfolded protein. The transcript is spliced from 8 exons. Lineage: Eukaryota; Metazoa; Chordata; Testudines; Testudinidae. The record is from RefSeq and is a predicted model, not a curated record.
GCAGUUUGGCCCGGAAGCAGCCGGCGGCCCGGCCGGUGGGAGCCGCGCGCUGGUGUUGCCGUAGCGGCGGGGAGGAUGCGGCGCGCCGGGAUGGCUCGUACGGAGUGAGGCAAAGCCCGAACCUCCCACCCCCGGCUCCGCUCUGGCUUCAGGCCCCUUCUCUCUGCGCUGCGGCGGGCGGAGGCGGCGCAAGGAGAAGCCCAUGGAGGGGAACCGGGACGAGGCGGAGAAAUGCAUCGAGAUCGCCCGGGAGGCGUUGGAGGCCGCCAACCGCGACCGGGCGCUGCGCUUUCUCCACAAGGCCCAGAAGCUUUACCCGACUGAGACCGCCCGAGUUUUGUUGGAAGCAAUUAUGAAGAAUGGAAGUGCUGCUGGGAGUGCUCCGUACUGCCAAAAGCCAGCAAAUGGCAAAGAUCAAAGUAAGCCCAGUAGCACAAAGGACAGCAAUGCAUCUGCUGCAGGUGAAAGUGGAAAAGGCUACACCAAAGAUCAAGUGGAAGGAGUACUCAGCAUAAAGAAAAGUAAAAAUUAUUAUGAAGUACUUGGAGUGUCAAAAGAUGCAGGUGAAGAAGACUUGAAGAAGGCUUACCGAAAGCUUGCUUUGAAAUUUCAUCCAGACAAAAACCACGCACCUGGAGCAACAGAUGCUUUUAAAAAGAUUGGAAACGCAUAUGCUGUGCUGAGCAAUCCAGAAAAACGAAAGCAAUAUGACCUUACAGGCAGUGAAGAGCAGGCAUGCAAUCAACCUGGAAAUGGUAGAUUUAAUUUCCACAGAGGCUGUGAGGCUGAUAUUACUCCAGAGGAUUUAUUCAAUAUGUUCUUCGGAGGAGCGUUUCCAUCAGGUAGUGUACAUUCAUUUUCUAAUGGUCGAGCUGGCUACAGUCAUCCUAAUCAACACCGUCAUAGUGGACAUGAGAGAGAAGAGGAGAGGGGUGAUGGAGGCUUCUCUAUGUUCAUCCAGCUGAUGCCUAUUAUUGUAUUGAUACUUGUCUCUUUGUUGAGCCAGUUGAUGGUUUCUAAUCCUCCUUAUGCCUUAUACCCAAGAUCUGGUACAGGGCAGACCAUCAAAAUGAAAACAGAAAACCUGGGUGUCAUUUAUUAUGUCAACAAGGAUUUCAGAAAUGAAUACAAAGGAGUGUCAUUACAGAAGGUGGAAAAGAAUGUAGAAGAGGACUACGUGUCUAACAUUCGAAAUAACUGUUGGAAGGAGAGGCAGCAAAAAACAGAUUUGCUGUACGCAGCAAAAGUAUACCGAGAUGAUCGCCUCCGAAUGAAAGCAGACUCCUUGCCAAUGGACAACUGCAAAGAACUAGAAAGGCUGACCAGUAUCUAUCGAGGAGGAUGAACUAGAAUUUUAGCUGUGCAUCCUUAAGUACGCUAUUAUAUCUCUCCUGUCAAGUGAGAAGAGAUUUAGUUUCAUCCUGAAAGCUGAAAAGAGGGUGGACGUAAAACUCUACUGUGUAGCUGUUUCCAGAAUCCUUCUGAUGAAAUUUCAUUUAAUGGCUUCUUUACCUACUAUGAAAUAUAGAACAAAGUCAGUUUACAUAUUUUAAUUGUUUAGAUUUUAUUUCAAAGGCUUCCGUGAAUUCUUUCAGCAGAGAGAGUAGCUCAGAAAGGAUGCCACACUUGUAGAGACUUAGUCAUAGUGGUUCUCCUCUAACACAUUUGUCAUGUAAAUAUCUAUGGAAAGAACACUGUGUAUAUACAAGUUAAAUGACUUUUUAUUUAAAAUCUCAGAAAUUUAGCUCCAUAAAAUAUUUUGUUUCACUGAUGAAAUAAAUAGUAUGACUACAUCACUCCUUAUUCAGAUGUCAAGUGUGAGUAGUUUAAACAAAAAAGUUUAAAGACUUUAUCUGUAACUGUAUGUACAAUCUUCAGGUUUUACCAGCUUAGAAGAACUUGAUAUUUUAAAAAUAUAGCAGUAUAUACUCCUAAAUAUAUGUUGGGAUAAAUUGAUUUGGCUUAGAGUAGCAGUUAGCUGUUGUUUUUAAGAAUUUCUGACCAAUACUAAGAAAACCAAGAGCUUCACUAAUCUCUUUCAAAAGUAAAUAUUUGUAAAGUGUUGUAUAGAAGUUAUGAAUGUUGCUUUUAGGACUUGGAGUAAUUUACAGCAACUCUGCCCUUUGGUUUUUCAGUAGUAUACAAGUCCAUAAGCAUGUUGAACAUGCAUUCCCAGGUUCCUUAUUUUUCACUGAAAAGGUAGAAGGAAAACCUGCAAUAGUAAUUAGAGUUUAAAAAAAAAGAAAAAAACAAUAUGUUUCCUCUCGGGUGAUUUGCAGUUUCUCAUUUCACGCUAGUAUCCUGAAACUAAUUCCCUUUCACUCAUCACAAGUGGAACAGGAAAAUCACUGCUCAAGUCAAGAUUUGUGCCUUUUAACACUUCUGACAACUAACUAUUAAAUGCUUAGCUGGUUUGUAAUAUUCUGCUGUGAUCAGAGCCCCACAGAUUUGAUCAAGUACAGGAACAAGAGGAAGUUACAAGAGAGAAAGUUGUUUCAGUCCACAGUGUUGCUGGAUGGACUUCCUAUAGAUGAGAAAACAUACCAUUUAAUUAUUACAUAGAAUGAAGUAUAAUUUAAUUCCAUGGACUGAACAUGUAAGUUAUAUGUAUCCUCACAUGGUGUCACAAAGUAAGGGACAUUUUGAAACAGCUGGAUACAGGGUGUAUGCUGCCUAUAGAAAUAAAUAAGUGCUUUGAGUGUAAUAGGUGAAAUUUCAGUAUUGUACUGUUUGUCAACACAACAUAGCAAAAUAUUGUGUGUUUCAUAUGCGAAUUCUGGCUGUUUGGUAAUAAGGGCAGUACAUUGUUAGAGAAUUUCUCUCUUUAAAUUUAUCAAAUUGCGAGAAGACAAAUUCUACUCUCAGGUUAUAACAGUGUAACUACUUGAACUGAAGUCACUGCCCUGUUCACUUCAUUGGGCUUACAUUAGAUUUACACUGGUGUACUUUAUGAGCAUAGUUAAUCCUUAGAGCCACAUCAAAUGCUGCUAAUUUGAGUGGCCCUUAAGCCUUUUGUGUGUACCUUUUCUGAAGUGUCUCACUGGAAAUGCCCAAUAUUGUAUAUGGUUGUGUAACAUGGAACAGGCUGGCUAGUGACGUAAAAAGCUAAUAGCUAAACCAAGUUGGUCUUUUGAAAGAAGUAGUCUUCAUAGUACAAAUCAAAGGUGAACUUCAAAGCGAAGAGCUGAAAACUGAAAUGAAGCAGGGUUUCUGUGCUGAAUGUCCCCACUAACCAGGUUUUGGGGCAAGGAGAGAGGAAUGAUGUAUCAUCGCAUUCAUCUGUUUAUUUUAGAGAUCAUCCAACUGUUUGCAGUUUUCCUUAGAAGUAAAGCAAGCAAGCAAAUGUGGAUUCCCUCAAUUCUAAAAGUAUCCUGAAAGCAUCAUAAAUAUGCUAAUUUGGACAUCAAAAUAACAAAGAACUUGUCAAAUUCUCUAUAUUGUCUUAGUAGAGGAAUUUUUUCAAUGGUCUUGAACAAAUGCACUGGCCUCCUGUUUCAUAGAUACACCUGUAUGCUUGUGGGUGCCAUUUUUUCAGUGAACACAAAGGGAAAUGAUUUCAUAGUGUGUUUAUAAAAUACUGGGGCUGUGAAACCACAGUUAAGAAAUGUGUUUAAUAAAGCUGCUUACAAUAAAGAUAUAAUUACUGCACAGUUAGAACUAGGUUGCUACAUUCCAUUGAAUUAUAAAUUAUUAGAAAAAUAAUUACCUUUCUAAGAAUAUUCUGUUUAAAAAACAUGUUUUGAUUGGUUGAAAAUUGCUGCUUAACACUUGCUAGAUUAAGUAUUUGCAGUCUCUCUUACUGAGACCAGGGUAUGAGGACUGGGGAAGUAUGGGUAUUACUUCCCAUAUCUGCCUACCUUAAAGGUGAUCUGGAAGGAUUCUUUUAAAGUUGCACAGAACCUGAAUUUCUCAACCAAAAAACAAGAUGAGAAAAAUCAUUUAACAAAACAGAUCCUUGUAGGCCAACUUGAUAUGUAAUAAAGAAGCAAAACCAAGCCCAUUUAUUUCCUUUGCAAAAGUGACCUUUAAAAAAAAAUCCUCACAAAACAUUUCUGUUUUAGUCAGUUGAGAACCCUGAUUUGUUACCAGUUUAAGGUAAUAUAUAUUUUGCACAUUUGGUAAACAUUUCUGUGGAUGUUCUGUUUGAUUAACUAAAACCAAACUUAAAAGUGAAUUUAGGACUUUUAAAAAAACUUAUUUUUAAGAUUAAAAAGACAAAGUUUAUAGCCAUUAAAAUAUAGUUAGCACUUUAUUUUAAAGUGACAGAGUCAACUUAAAAACUUCCCUCUGGAAAUCUUUGACCUAUUAUUGUUACAAGUAACAAGUAAGAGUGCUAUUAUUGAUAGAUUGAAGAGGAAAAACAGUAUCUAUUUUUCAAGAUUAUUUUGUAGUAGUUUCACUGACUGACUCACUAUUCAAGGGAGUCAGUGUCCUCUGUGUGGAUCUUUCACACAGCAACAAGCAGAGGAAUACAUGGGAAAAUGCGAUAGUAAAACCAAAAACUGACAAGGGAACUCAAAGGUAGGCAUCAUUACCUGAAACUUUCACCCUUUUUAUUUAAUUCACCAAAGUGAUCAUAAGAACGGCCAUACUGGGUCAGACCAAAGGUCCAUCUAGCCCAGUAUCCUGUCUUCCUACAGUGGCCAAUGCCAGCUGCCCCAGAGAGAAUAAUCAGAAUAAUCAUCAAGUGAUCCAUCCCGUUGUCCAUUCCCAACUUCUGGCAAACAGAGGGUAGGGAAACCAUCCCUAGCCAUCCCGGCUAAUGGCCACUGAUGGACCUAUCCUUGAUGAACAUAUCUAGUUCUUGUUUGAACUCUGUUGUUGUCUUGGCCUUCACAACAUCCUCUGGCAAAGAGUUCCACAGGUUGACUGUGCGUUGUGUGAAGAAAUACUUCCCUUUGUUUGUUUUAAAUCUGCCUGUUUAAUUUCAUUGAAUGACCCUUAGUCCUUGUGUUAUGAGGAGAAGUAAAUAACACUUCCAUAUUUACUUUCUCCACACCAGUUAUGAUUUUAUAGACCUCUAUCCUAUCCCAUUAGUCAUCUCUUUUCCAAGCUGAAAAGUCCCAGUCUUAUUAAUCUUUCCUCAUAUGGAAGCUGUUCCACACCCCUAAUCAUUUUUGUUGCUCUUUUAUGUAGCUUUUCUAAUUCUAAUAUAUCUUUCUUGAGAUGGGGCAAUCAGAUCUGCAUGCAGUAAUCAAGAUGUGGGCAUGCCAGAGUUUUAUAUAGAAGCAAUAUGAUACUUUGUCUUAUUAUCUAUCCCUUUCCUAAUGAUUCCCAACAUUGUUAGCUUUUUUGCUUGCUGCUGCACAUUGAGUGGAUGUUUUCAGAGAACUAUCCACAAUGACUCCAAGAUCUCUCUUUUGAGUGGUAACAGCUAAUAUAGACCCCAUCAUUUUAUAUGUUGAGAUUACAUUUUCUAAUGUGCAUUACUUUGCAUUUAUCAACACUGAAUUUCAUCUGCCAUGUUGUUGUCCAGUCACCCACUUUUGUGAGAUCCCUUUGUAACCCUUGUAACUCUUUGGAAUUAACUAUCUUGAGUAGUUUUGUAUCAUCUGCAAAUUUUGUCACCUCACUAUUUAUCCCUUUUUCUGGAUCAUUUAUUAACAUUGAAUAGGACCAGGCCCAAUACAGGCCCCUGGGAGACACCACUAUUUACCGCUCUCCAUUCUGGAAACUCACUAUUUAUUCCUACCCUUUGUUCCCUAUCUUUUAACCAGUUACCAGUCAAUGAGAGGACCUUCCCUCUUAUCCAAUGACAGUUUACCUUGCUUAAGAGCCUGCACUGCAGCCUUCUCAGCUUCUUUUUCAAAGAGAACAAACAUCACAUUCCAUAGAUAUAUUGUAGGUGUGAUCAAACUAUUUCAUUUAAACCCCCUAUUUUCCUGUCCCUUUUAGUACUUGUAGUGUCACUCUAGCAGAAACCAGGAAAUGUGGAGCUCAGAUUUCUCAGGCCCUUGGAAGUAAUUUUGCUGAAGAUACAGUGCUUAAUAACAAUUUUACAUAGCCAAAUACUUUUUCCCCUCUUAGGAUCUGAGUUUGCAAGCAGACUUCUGUAUACAAAUACCGUGAAGCUACUUUCAUUGAAAUCAAUAGCAAAAUUCCAUUUAAAUGAAAUCAGUGGCAAACAUACCAUUUAUUAAAUACAAUACAGUAUAAUUUAAUUCCAUGAACUGAGUAUGUAUGUUAUAUGUAUCCAUGCUGACAAAUUAAGGGACUUUCUGAAGCUGUGGGAUACAGGGUACAUGAUCCCUGUAGAAAGAGUGAGAGUGUGUUGAGUUAAGUAGGUGACAGUGAUGCAGUUGCUCUUUGGGGACUUUCAGUAGGGCUCAGUGUGUGUGGUGGGGGGAAGGGGGAAACAAGUGGAAUUAACCAAUUGCAGGAUCAGGCUCAUAGCCCUUAGCAAAGCCAUUGCAUUUUACUUUUAAAUCAUUCUUGGUGUACAGUAAGGAACAAUGUAAUCUUAAACCUCUGUUUACCAUUCACAUUUCCCGCCCCUCAUGAAGCCCUUUUAAUUAUACCAGAAGCUCCCAUGAUCUGUUAAUGAGGCCGUUGAUUGCAGUUGAAGAUUUUACAUGGAUCUUAUUUCAUUGGGAAUCUCUUUAGGAGUUACCUUAGAAGCACCAAAUCCAUUAUCAUAUCCUAUGUUCCUAUUAUUAUUUUUGGUAGGAGAUGGUGCGUCCUCAACUUUCAUAAAAACUAAUUGCCCUUUUCAUAUUUUGCAAGAAUGAUUUGUUUCUCUUUAUGCCUGACCUGUUGGUUGGUUUGUUUUUAACACAAGGCCAAAUGUUCAAAAGUAUUCAGAAUUCGUUGUGGAGCUGGAUUUUUCAAAAGCGCUUAGCUCCUAUUUAGGCACUUAAAGCAGUCAGAUUUUCAAAAGUUCCCAGCAGCUCCUAUUUAGUACAACAUGAGCUGUUGGGUGCUGAGCUCGUUUGAAAAUCUGCCCCUGUGGCCUUGGGGGGUUGAAAUUGUUCUUUAUGUUACAAGCAUCUGAACAAGCAAAAUACUGAAUAUUUAGAACCACUAUUUGUAUGUUAUAAAAAUACAGGCAAUCUUGCAUUAUGUGACACCAUAUUCAAAAGGGGAAAUGAAGUUAUGUUAAUACAUAUAUAGUGUCAUGCAGAUCCAUUGUCAUAUAAUCCAUGCACAUGCAAAUACUAAUAUAUGCAUACACAUAUAUAUCUAUCAAAAUGCAUUUACAGGAAAUGGGCCUCAAUGGGGAGGAGCAAGUAAGUCAUGAACUCUCUUUACAAGGUCUCUGAACAUUUGUCUUUCACCUUCUACUGUUACCUUUGAGAGUAACGUUGUUGGCAUUCAGUUAAAAAAUUUUUUUUUGAAUCCAUUUUGUUUUUGAGGUAUUAACCAUCGUAGCAGAAACAUUUAUAAUCUGAAAAUGGGUAAAAUUCCCACAAUGCUUGAUUAUUGUUAAUUGACAGGCUUUCAAUUUUGAUCUUUCAGAAUCUUCACCUUUUUUCCUAACCGAGUCAGCCUACCACUUGAACUGUGUGGAUUGUAAUCCACUGAGUAACCACGUGGUAAAUUUAGGUUCGUGAUAAUGAACCAACACAAGAGUCCCUUUCGUCCAUUAAAUCUGCAUGAGCCAUGGAGAUAGAGGAAUGAAUGAACACAGUGAUCAGCAUGUCCAGUUUUGGGCAUUUAACAGAACAGAUGGCUGCAUCUACAUGUCUAAUCCCAUUAGUUUCAGCUGUAGAAGGCGGGAGGGGGGGAACUGAUAAGAAAAACUUGGAGAAGGAAAAAGAAACCCAUCCUUUAACCUUCAUGCAGGUGUGUUUAAGGGAAAGUAGAUGGAAUGAGGCCUCUUGGUAUAAUCUUUUGGAUGAUUUUGUAAUCUUGAAGGAAAGCUUCAGGUUUCAGGCUCCCUUUUCAGUUUGGUUACUCACUAUUAAAGAUAUGAAUUUUUUCCAAUGUAUUUAAAUAAUUUCCUUUUUAAGCAUGUUGAACAGAAACCUAAAUAUUCCUUAUAUUAAGGGUUAUGUGAAAUGUGGUUUUUAAAGUUUCUUUGCAUGUAUAAUUUCCCUGACAAGUACAUGAUUCCUUUUCACUCAAUACCAAGGUUUGCUGGUCUUGGGACCACUAGACUUGUGAAUUCUGUGUGUGCAUAUGUGUAUGGGUGUAUAUAUUUCUUUUCCAGCUAAUACCUCAAACUUGUGAUAGUUUAAUAUUGUGCUACUGUAAGUUUGCACAGAGCAGAGCUUCCAUUAGGAAUUAAAAUUAUCCAUCCAA